AUCAGCGUGCGGCAGAGUUCUUGGCGCGUUGUUGUGAACGGAGGCUGGAUCAAACUCGGCUUCCUGAGAUGUUUAAUCACUGAGAUAGGUUUUCAUUUACCAACGCUGGAUCGCGCUUCUAAAUGAAUCUUCUUAUUGUUUAAAAACACGCGGGGGUUUUCAGAACAUGCCAGUUGCUGUUUAUGUUUUGUCUUUUGAUUGAUUUGUCACUGUUGUCUGUCCGGCUAGCAGACUAGCUAGCGGUUGCUGCAUAACAGCACAAUGAGUACUUCUAAAGAGAUCAAGCAGCUACAGAAAGCCAAAAGCAAAGCCCAGAUCACCAGUAAUCUGAAGGAGGAGGCCAAUCUGUGCAAUCACCUCGGAGAACUUUUAGCCAAGAAUGGUGAUUACCAGGCGGCCAUAGAGGAGCAUCGGCAGGAACUCGCGCUGUGUGAGGUUCUGCAUGACGUCAUCGGCUGUGCUGUAGCCAAUCGGAAGAUAGGAGAAUGCUAUGCAGAACUUGGAAACAUUGAAGCUGCUCUCAAGCAUCAGAGACGGCAUUUGGACCUUGCUCGCUCUGUAAAUGAUGCGGCUGAGGAGCAGAGAGCUUUGGCCACCAUUGGUCGCACUUACCUCUUCCUUCAUGACUCCGACCAGUCACGGGACAGCCUGAAGCAGGCAGAGGAUGCUUUCAAGAAGAGCCUGGCUAUACUGGAUGGCCGUCUAGAAGGGACCGUGUCUGCACGGGAGCUGAGUGAAAUGAGAGCACGCCUGCUGUUGAACCUGGGCUUUGUGUUUGACGGCCUGAAAGAACCACAACGCUGCAGCGAUUUCAUCCGCCAGAGCAUCUACAUCUCAGAGAAGAACAAUCUGCUGGAGGAUCUCUACCGUGCCAACUUCAAUCUGGGCAGCAUUCAUUUCAGAAAUGGACAGCACUCUCUUGCAAUGCGCUGCUUUGAGAAGAGCAAGGAGUGUGCACGCAAGAUGAGUGACAAGUUUAGCGAGAGUGAGUGCUUCUACACCGUUGGCAAGGUUCUUCUGAAUCUGGGAGACCUGCUGGCAGCCCGGUGCUCUCUGAAGAAGGCCUUCCUCCUCGGUUCCCAGCAACCUACAGAACGAGAGGCAGUCAAGAGAGACCUGAGAUAUGCAAUCCGUGGCUGUCAGCUGGAGGAAGCUAUGGCAGCUGUCAAUAACCCCAUCUCUCAGGAGGCUUUGGGACUUGCAGAGGAACUGGGAGAUCUCUACUGCAAAGUGGGCUGCUAUUCCAAAGCUCUGGAAGCUUAUCGCACACAGCUGUCAUGUGCUGAAGAGUUGGGGAAGCCUGCUCGAGAGCUGGCUGUUAUCCAUGUCUCUCUGGCGGCCACUUAUUCUGACCUGCGUCAGCACAACAAAGCUUUAGAGCACUACAGACACGAGCUGAAGCUGAGGGAAGGCAAUCCCAAAGAGGAGUGUGAAACGUGGCUGAACGUAGCGAGCUCUCAGGAGGAGUAUGGCAUGAGCAUGGAGGAGGUGGACCAAAGUUACACUGCUGCUCUGAAUUGUGCUGAGAGAGCAGCUCAAAGCAAACUCCAGAGACGUGUUCUGAGGGUGUGGUUGCAGGCGCAAAAGCGUGCUAGCUCAGCAGGCGCUGAUGCCACAGAAGCCCGUCUCCAGGAGCUGUGUGAGGCAGAGGGCUGCCGGUUGGAGGACAGUGAUGAUGAAGAGGAGGAAGAGGAGCUGCAGAAUAGUGAACCUCUGGACAGUGACAUCCAGCUCUCAGAUUCUGAUGAUGAUCUGGAGGGUUACAAUAAGCUUGUGACUGGCAGGAGGAAAACUGGCAGGUGGAACCGCCGGAAUGAGAAGGGUGAAACGGCACUGCAUCGAGCCUGCAUUGAGGGCAACAUGAAGCAGGUCCAGUACCUAGUGGAGCAGGGCCAUCCACUAAAUCCUCGAGAUCACUGUGGCUGGACUCCACUGCAUGAAGCUUGCAACCAUGGCCAUCUAGGGAUUGUGUCCUUGCUGGUGGACAAAGGGGCGAAUGUAAAUGAUCCUGGUGGUGCUUACUGUGAAGGGGUAACGCCCCUGCAUGAUGCCCUGAGUUGUGGGCACUUUGAGGUAGCACGGCUGCUGGUGCAGAGUGGGGCUUCAGUAAAUGUCCGCAAUAACAAGGGUGACAAACCUAUGGACACCUUGCGACAUUGGCUAAAGACGUAUGGUCGUGAACUGGACCAGGAAACACUGCGGGAUUGUUCAGAAACCGAGAAACUCCUGAAGAGGGCGCUGGCUGGAGCAGCAUCUGCACCUGUGACUCCACAGCCUCUGCAGGACAGUCAGCUGUUUGACGCUGAGUGCUCAGAAACACUGUUACAGCAGAGUGACCCCCUCCCCAUAUCCCAGCAUGCCUUGCUCAAUGCACAUACUCCUCCAGAGGCCAGUACUCCUCCCAGAGCAAGGCGAUCCACUGGCCCCCGCCACCGACCCAGGGGGACUGAGGAGAAUGUUCUGUUUGGGAAUGAGAGCAGCUCCUCUGAGCACUCGGACUCUGACAUCAGCCCACUGCGCCCCGUGCGGCCAAGACUUCGCUUUCCAGACGUCUCUCGAUCCCCACAAGAAGUAUGUGACACUCAGGAUAUCCCUGCUCCACCUGGAGGUAGAGAGACAGAGUUGUCCUCACAGCCUCGCUCUGGCAGAGAGGAAUACCAUAGGGCCAUUCAAAACCUGGGCAGUGCAAAGUCCCGUCUUCUCUCUCAGAGCCUGUCAGAACCAGCCUUCAGCAGCACACCAGCAGUGUCAACCAAUCAUGUGUCAGCUUUAGUCCCCGAGGAGCAUUACAUGCAAGACGACUGGCUGGAAGAUGACUUGGGGUGCGCUCAGCCAAAAAAGAAACGGAGGGUUGUCUCAGAAUGGGACAGUGUGGCAUCUAGAAAUCAGAAUCGUGCAUCUGGAUCAUUUGAGUCGUCUCCUAGAGGUCAGUCAUCCUCCGGCAGGAGUCUGUCUCUGAAAAAGAAUAACAAGGCUCGACAAGUGAAGAUGAGCCAACUGCCUGGUAUGGUGAUGCUGGGCAGAAGAGAGGUCACCAGGUCACCCAGUCCCAUCAUUACCCCUGUUGAUGACCCCCCUCAGCAGUACAGCACACAGGCAAUGCCACAGGCUGUUCCUCACAGCUCAGCAGCUCCUAUGCCUACACCAAUCAGGAUGAGGGUCAGAGUUCAGAACAACGUCUUCCUGAUUCCUGUUCCACACAGUGAGGCUGACUCCUGCACCGUGUCAUGGCUGUGUGAGCAGGCCGCGCAACGUUACUAUCAGACCUGUGGGCUUCUGCCACGUCUCUCUCUGCAGAAAGAGGGUGCUCUGCUCUCACCCACUGACCUGCUGCUGGCUGUUCUGCACACCAAUGAAGAGGUUCUGGCAGAGGUCUGUUCCUGGGAUCUCCCUCCUCUUCCUGAGCGAUAUAAGAAAGCUUGUAAGAGCUUAGACGUGGAAGAGAAUAGGAGAGUGUUGCGUCUAUGUGAGGUGCAGGACGGCUCUCCUUACGUGUGUGUUUGUGGUCUUAGUCUGGCUCCUGCAAGUCUGUCUCCCCUCCUGCGUGCCCUCAAACUCCAGAGCAGCCUCACAGAGCUCAGCCUUUCCGGCAACCGUCUUAAUGAUGACCUCCUCCCUGAGCUCAUCUCUGCAGCAACCACCAUGCCCCACCUUCGUCUUCUUGAUAUCUCAGCCAAUCAGAUCACAGGAGAAGGCAUAAAGAAGGCAGCUAGUGCACUGGAGGGAAGGACUCAACAUGCCUUUCCGUGUCUGGAGGAGCUGAAUGUGAGUAUGAAUCCUCUUGGAGAUGGCUGGUCUCAGGCUCUGGCCUGUUUAUUGUCCGCCUGUCCCCUCCUGGCUACUCUGUCUCUGCAGGCCUGUGGCCUAACUGCCCGCUUCCUUCAGCAACACCGGCUCCUGCUGGCCAGUGCCCUCACAGGUACGGGUCACUUACGGUCAGUGUGUCUGUCCCAGAAUGCAUUGGGAUCCACAGGAUUUGAGUUGGUUUUAAAGACGUUGCCACUACACCACCUCACACACUUGGAGCUUAAUGCUGUAUGUAAAGGUCCCUCAGAUCAGCCUGCUCUGGACCUCCUAACCAAACUUCUAACACAGGGUGACUGCUCACUUGCACAUCUGGGCCUAGCUGCAAAUGGCCUGACUGAUCAAAGUGUCAGAUCUUUCACAAGGUGUCUUGCUCUUUGUCCAUCCCUUGUGUCUCUGGACCUGUCAGCUAAUCCCUCUGUGACUUCAGCUGGACUUCAGAGCCUCCUCAGUGCUCUUGGCGAAGCACGACAACCGUUGACUUAUCUUAACCUUCAAGUGCAUGGAUCUCUGUCAGGUUGCCAGGUGUGUGGGCCAUGGGACGCGGUGGGUUUGGACAGCCUGGCCGAGCGCAUUCAGGAUCUGCGGCUGUGCUCUCAAAGGCUUAACAAGCUGGAUCAGGAGAUACUGCGGCGGAGCUGGCCAGGCCGUAUCCUGUCCCGUAACUCAAAGUGCCUGCUUAGUGUUGCUCCUGUUCCACACUAACUAGCACUGCAGCAUUGGUACAGUCAUGCUGUGCUGGAGAACUGAACUGAGCCAACACCAAUGCUGGUGUUUUCCUGUGUCUGAUGCACUCUUUUUUUUUUUUUUUUCCCCCCCUCACUUCAUGUUUGAUCACUUAUUUUACUCCACAAAUAUAUUUGUGUAAGAUGUAUUUAAAUCUGGUGAUUUGGUGUUCAGUGUCAGUCAGAAUGUACAUGUGUGUUGCAGAAGCAGUAACGGUGUUUGUGCCCAUCCACUGUUUAUGAGAAGCAGCCUCUGUUCCUAAAGCAGCCCUGUCUAUAAGCAAUAUUUCAGCAUGAAAAAAUAGACAGUGAGUUGACAGAAGAGCUCAGCAGAGCUGCACAUGAUGCAGAGUGAUAUUCAUUUUUGCAUUUAUAUUAAUAAUGAUGAGGAUCCUGUAUAGGAAAUGUACUAAUAAAUAUGAAACUAUA
Molecule: messenger RNA, 4958 nt
Organism: Ictalurus punctatus (channel catfish)
Lineage: Eukaryota; Metazoa; Chordata; Actinopteri; Siluriformes; Ictaluridae
Gene: tonsl
Product: tonsoku-like, DNA repair protein
Exons: 28
Coding region: 262-4509 (1415 amino acids)
Molecular function (GO): protein binding
Source: RefSeq, a predicted model, not a curated record